This is a messenger RNA of Solenopsis invicta (red fire ant), 999 nucleotides long. RefSeq names its product NADH dehydrogenase [ubiquinone] 1 beta subcomplex subunit 5, mitochondrial (gene ND-SGDH). NCBI's taxonomy places the organism in Eukaryota, Metazoa, Arthropoda, Insecta, Hymenoptera, Formicidae. The record is from RefSeq and is a predicted model, not a curated record. The coding region runs from base 70 to 612 and encodes 180 amino acids. The transcript is spliced from 3 exons.
CCCUGCAUUUCCGACGUACUUUUAAAUCUCGCGCAUCGCGCGACCUCGUGUCCGUUCUAUCGGAGAAAAAUGGCGGUGUGGAGUAGCAUUUUGCGUGCCGCGAGGGAGAAGUUGCUGCAAAACAGCGUCUCUAGAUCGUCACUGGUGAAGACCACUGGGCAAGUAAGAUGCAUGUCGGAGGAACGCUUGUUUGUCAUAAAGCCGAGCAAUUUCCAGUGGCACAGAACAAAAGAUUACUUCCACUUUUACUUCUUGCUCGGAGCUAUUCCCGUUGUAAUUACGAUCACCCUGAUUAACGUGUUCAUUGGCCCUGCCACGCUCGAGCCCAUCCCUGAGGGUUACGUUCCGAAGGAAUGGGAGUAUCUUCAGCAUCCAAUUAAAAGAUUUCUUCAACGUUACUUCUUCCCGUCGCAACAGCAGGAAUAUGAGAAGUAUCUGCAUUUCAUGUAUCACGAGAACCAGCUUAGAAAAGUUAGGCUUCUUCAACAACAGGUGGACAUGGCGAUGGGUACCCAUCACGAUUACAGAGGCCCAUACUUCAAGGAGUUCUACGGCUCGAAAUAUCUGCACUUGUACAAAAAGUCUUUGGACGAGGCGACCGAUAAAUACUAAAAUUUAUUUCAUUCUGCUCACAACAAAUGUUUUUAAUUGGAAAGCACCAGUGGGAGUUAGAAGAAAUUACUUGAUAGGGAUGUAGAUACAUAGAUACCGUGCUCCAAGACUUGGUUGAUACGCUGCAAAGUAAACCCUGCGGUGUCAAAUCCGGUAAAUACACCGCAUUGUACAGUUAUUACAUAGUUAAUAAAGUCUUAAUUAAAAUUUUUCCUGGAUGAAAAUAGUGAUAUACCGAAUCAAGCUUUUCUUACAAUACAUUUAAUAACAAUUUCAUACAAUGCUGUUUUUUAUUAGAAGUGUGUUUUCACUUCCCGUGAAAAAAGCAUUACGCAUUAAAUUUGAAGAUUGUGUAGAAAUAUAUAUUUCUUUGUUCAUGCCUGCAUA